Arabidopsis arenosa is the source of this 1290-nucleotide messenger RNA. NCBI's taxonomy places the organism in Eukaryota, Viridiplantae, Streptophyta, Magnoliopsida, Brassicales, Brassicaceae. The record is from the annotation of a GenBank genome assembly.
AAUCCGUGUAGCUUAUCUUCCCUAAUCCAACCAUGGCAAAGUUCGGCGAAGGUGACAAGAGAUGGAUCGUAGAAGACAGACCUGACGGCACCAACGUCCAUAACUGGCACUGGUCCGAAACCAAUUGCCUUGAAUGGUCUCGCAACUUCUUCACCAAACAAUUCUCCGGCGUUGUUAUCCUCUCCGGGGAAGGUAACCUAUUCAUCAAGGUCAAUAAGAUCGAGAAGGUUGAAGGCGAGGCUUAUGUGAAUGUAAGGAAGGGGAAGAUUAUCCCUGGGUACGAGCUUAAUGUCUCUUUAUCUUGGGAAGGUGAGGCCAAAGAUUCCGAUGGGAAGACGCUGUUGAAAGCUGAUGGAUUGGUGGAUAUGCCUUAUAUCUCCGAUGAGAAUGCUGAUGAAGAUCCCGAGAUUAGGUUUUCGGUGAAGGAUGAUGGACCGAUUGGGAGGACUUUGAAGGAGGCGAUGGUGAAGAAGGGGAAAUCGAUUAUUCUGGAGAAGGUUAGGGUUUAUGUGGAGGCUAUGGCGAAAGGAGGUCCGUGUAGGGAUGAGUUGGAAUCGAAGAAGGUUGCGCCGAAAUCGGUAGCGGCUGGAUCAGCUCCGGUGGCGGUGGAAAAGUCUGGUGGUGCCCCUGUGGUAUCUGCUGCUGCGGUGGAGACUAAGGUAGUGAAGGAGAAGAAGAAGGCGAAGACUAAGGAAGGGUUUAAGACAAUUACUAUGACUGAGAAGUUUAAUUGCAGAGCUAGGGAUUUGUAUGAGAUUUUAAUGGAUGAGAAUCGUUGGAAAGGUUUUACGCAGAGCAAUGCUAAGAUUAGUAAAGAUGUGAAUGGUCCGAUUAGUGUCUUUGAUGGGUCUGUUACUGGAAUGAAUCUUGAGCUUGAAGAAGGCAAAUUGAUUGUCCAGAAGUGGAGAUUUGGGAGCUGGCCUGAUGGUCUUGAUUCAACGGUGAAGAUCGUUUUCGAGGAGCCUCAACCAGGAGUCACCAUUGUCAAUCUUACUCACACUGACGUUCCUGAAGAGGACAGAUAUGGGAAUGCGACUGUGGUGGAAAACACAGAGAGAGGAUGGAGAGAUCUUAUAUUCCAUAGGAUCCGUGCAGUUUUCGGAUUUGGAAUAUGAUUUAGAUUUUGAUUAUCAAAUAAGUUGAUUAUGAUUUCAAUUCGAACAAGAGGGACCAAGAAACAAUGCAAAAUGUAUGAUUUUAAAGUUUUUCACUUUUAGUUAAUGCAUUUCCCUUAAACUUAUAUAAUCUCUUUCUUUAGGCCAUAUGCCCUAAUCAAUGUGAUCAGCAUCC